AUGCCCUCCCGGCCAGCCAUGCUGCUGGGUGGCCUCCUCCUCAUUGUGGCCACCACGACGGUGGCCCAGCGGAGGGGGCAGGAGGCCGGCGGGCGCCGCCGGGAGCACCGAGUCCAGCACGGCCAGUGCAGCUACACCUUUGUGCUACCCGAGCCUGAACCCUGCCCACCCGAGCCCGAGGCCUUUGGGGGCCCCAACAGCCUCCAGAGGGACUCCCCGGCGGCCGCACUGAACCUAGGGGACUGGCCAACCCAGCGGGUGCGACAGCUGGAAAAAAUGCUGGAGAACAACACGCAGUGGCUGCAGAAGCUAGAAAGGUACAUCCAGAUGAACUUGAGGUUGGAGCUGGAGCAGGCCCAGCAGCACAUGGUCCAGAACCAGACAGCCACCAUGCUGGAGCUGGGCACUAGCCUCCUGAACCAGAGCACCGCCCAGACUCGCAAGCUGACUGAUGUGGAGGCUCAGGUCCUGAACCAGACAUCGCGAAUGGAGAUCCAGCUGCUGGAAACCUCACUGUCCACCAACAAGCUGGAGAAGCAGCUGCUGCUGCAGGGCAAUGAGCUCCACCGGCUGCAGGGCUAUAACAGCGCCCUGGAGACGCGGGUGCAGGCCCUGGAGACGCAGCAGCAGGCGGAGCUGGCCAGCCUCCGCGGCGAGAAGGAACGGCUGCGGCGCCUCCUGGGCCGCCAGAGCGGCGCCCUCGCCGGCCUCGAGCGCAGCCUGCGCGCCGCCAGCAGCAACUCCAGCCUCCUGCAGCGCCAGCAGCGCCAGCUGCUGGAGUCGGUGCAGCGCCUGGUGCGCGUCGUGGCCCAGGCCCCGGCUUCCAUGAGGGCAGCUGAGCAGGUGUUCCAGGACUGUGCAGAGAUCCAGCGCUCCGGGGCCAAUGCCAGUGGCAUCUACACCAUCCAUGUGGCCAAUGUGACAGAGCCCAGAAAGGUGUUCUGUGACUUGGAGGCCAGUGGAGGUGGGUGGACUCUCAUCCAGCGCCGUGAGAAUGGCAGCGUGAACUUCCAACGGAACUGGAAGGAUUACAAACAGGGCUUUGGCAACCCAGCUGGGGAGCACUGGUUAGGCAACGAGGUGGUGCACCAGCUCACCAGCAGGGCAACCUACUCUCUGCGCGUGGAGCUGCAAGACUGGGAAGGCAACGAGGCCUACGCCCAGUAUGAGCACUUCCAGCUGGGCAGCGAGGGGCAGCUGUACAGGCUUUCUCUGAGCGGGUACAGCGGCUCGGCGGGGCGCCAGAGCAGCCUGGUCCUGCAGGGCACCAACUUCAGCACCCGCGACGCAGACAAUGACAACUGCCUCUGCAAGUGCGCCCAGAUGCUGUCUGGAGGGUGGUGGUUUGAUGCCUGCGGCCUCUCAAACCUCAACGGCAUCUACUAUCCAGCCCGCCAGCACGUGCGCAAGCUCAACGGCAUCCGCUGGCACUACUUUCAGGGCCCCAGCUACUCUCUGCGCGCCACCCGCAUGAUGGUGCGUCCCACGGGCAUCUAAAGAGCAGCCUCGCCUGGAGCCUGUCCCACAGGAGGAGCUGGACGUGGUAUCCUCUGGACAAGCUGGACCCAAACACAGGACACAGUGCCAGGGCCUUGUCCUGGACACCCCAGGUCCCCUGAGCCAGGCUUCCUUACCCCAGGAGUCCAGAAGAGUCACCUCCCCCUCUUUUUCCCUCAAGUUGUGAAAUGGUGGGUAUUCGGGGGUUCCUGCCUCUGCAAUGUCCCUUUUUCCUCUUCCCUCCUCCCUCCUGCAGGGCCCUCCUGCCUGCUUGAGGGCUGCAGUAUCCUGAAUGAGCUGAGAACAGAUUUAACUGGGGUCCUCAAAGGAAUACACAACUAAUGGUGGAAUGUCAGACAGGUGGGAAGGUAUUUACACACAGGAAAUUGCCCAGAGGGAGGCCCAGAGUCUUUCCCCAUUGUUGGGUAGGCCAGCUGUUGUUCCAAGCUUUCUCAACCUUGAGAUGUCCUUGAACUUUCUGUUCAAGACUGAAGGAGCUGCAUCCACCC
Messenger RNA from Hippopotamus amphibius kiboko, 2006 nucleotides. It is a transcript of the gene ANGPT4, whose product is annotated as angiopoietin 4. Gene Ontology annotation, molecular function: receptor tyrosine kinase binding. The coding region runs from base 1 to 1497 and encodes 498 amino acids. NCBI's taxonomy places the organism in Eukaryota, Metazoa, Chordata, Mammalia, Artiodactyla, Hippopotamidae. The transcript has 9 exons. Gene Ontology annotation, biological process: signal transduction. The record is from RefSeq and is a predicted model, not a curated record.